Messenger RNA from Cokeromyces recurvatus, 501 nucleotides. Its product is annotated as ubiquinol-cytochrome C reductase hinge domain-containing protein. NCBI's taxonomy places the organism in Eukaryota, Fungi, Mucoromycota, Mucoromycetes, Mucorales, Mucoraceae. The annotation marks the transcript as partial. Gene Ontology annotation, biological process: mitochondrial electron transport, ubiquinol to cytochrome c. The transcript is spliced from 4 exons. The record is from RefSeq and is a predicted model, not a curated record.
CUUUCUGAAUUCUUUUCCAGCUUCAUUCCUACUAUUUAUGCUGAUGAGGAGCCUCAAGAAGAAGAGCCCGUAGAGGAAGUUGUCGAGGAAGAGGAAGAGGAAGAAGAAGAACCCGAGGAUCCUAAGGAAGCUAUCAUGGAAGAAUGUACUGAGAAAUGUUCCGCUUUAAAGAAACAUCUUGAUGAAUGUAAUGAACGUGUUGAAAACGGUUCAAGUGAAAAUUGUGUUGAAGAGUUUUUCCACUUUAUGCAUUGUGCUGAUGCUUGUGCUGCUCCAAAAAUCAUGGCUGCCACUAAAUAAACAACCCUUUAUUUAUGAAGUAUUUAUUUUGUUUUUUUUUCUAAGAAAAAUAUGUAUACAACACAUAUAUAAUAUACAAGGCCUAAUAUAGAUGUAUACACUGUCAAUCAUAUUGGUUUUUUUUUUUUUGUUUAUUUAUUGUACUACGAUUAAACAUUUUUUAUUUUUAUUAUUUUUAUAAAUUAAAAUUUAUAAAGUGAC